Messenger RNA from Salmo salar (Atlantic salmon), 2517 nucleotides. RefSeq lists its product as uncharacterized. Gene Ontology annotation, cellular component: nucleus. NCBI's taxonomy places the organism in Eukaryota, Metazoa, Chordata, Actinopteri, Salmoniformes, Salmonidae. The record is from RefSeq and is a predicted model, not a curated record. Gene Ontology annotation, molecular function: RNA polymerase II cis-regulatory region sequence-specific DNA binding; DNA-binding transcription factor activity, RNA polymerase II-specific. Gene Ontology annotation, biological process: regulation of transcription by RNA polymerase II.
ACCCGUUGGUUUGUUUCCGGAAGUUCGACUGUUUUGUGGAUGCUUUUUGUGUUGCCUGUCUAGCUAAGUAGCAUGCCAACUACCAUAGCCUUACUUUCUCUCAAUACCUCUGGUAUUUAUAUUUGUUAGAAUAGGCCCAUAUACAGUAAGUGCUACAGCUUAUAUCUCAAAAAUGAUAAAACAAUUGCAAUAGGACAGUUAUUGGUGGAGACAAAAUAGGUUUAGUUACCAGUAUCUUUGCUAAGGUUAGCUAAUUAGCUAGCUUCAUAUCAUUUUGAUAGACUGGAUCGUAACACUGACCAACCUGAACAAAAGUAGGUAAACUUUACGAACUCUUAACUGUAACUAGCUACACGUAGUUUGCCAUGAUGUCUGAAGCCAUCGUAACCUUCCAGUCUCAGCUCUCCGGGGUCAUGGAAACGGUCCUAAAGUCAGCCAUAUACGAGAUCACCAGGCUGGUGGAGGACAGCUUCCUAGAAGAGGUGUUCCGGAGCCGGGAGCAGGUCGAGUCGCUGAAGAAGAGGCUGCAGUGGUCGGAGAACAGUCGCAAGGAGAGGGAUAGAGAGGGAGGCCAGAGGGGGAAGUGUGCGGACUGUGGGAGAGCUGACGAGGAGACAAGCUCAGGAACCUCACAGACAGGAAUGGAGAGGGGGCGUGGCCUGAAGCAGGAGAAGGUACCAGGGGAGGAGUGGAGCAGCUGUGGGGGCGUGGCCGGGGAAACAGCCUUCCAUGAUCUGGAGGAGGCUGAGGCCACCACCCCUAGGAGAACCUCUGAGUCCACAGAGGUCAGAGGUCAGAAGCUGGACAGUCUGCUGAAAGAGGAGCCUCUCCACAACACUGAGUUACGGGAGAGAUGGGAGUUCUGCCUGGACGGGGCCGGCGGUUCAGACAUCUCGGGGCCCAGUAAGAGUUUCAGUGAGCAAGCACUGCAGCAGUGCCAGGCUGACUGGGGAUCUGUUCUAGACCAGGGGCCUAAACCUCCGGGCCCCGAGGGAGACGCAGGGGACCCCACCGACCCUCUCUACCGCCCUCGUUACAGCAUGAAGGAACUGGUGGGCGGCUUUGAGAAGUCUGGUUGCGACGGUAGUGGUGGUGGCGGCCAUCUUGUAGACAUAGAAGGGCUGGAUAGGUUUCCUGGUUCUCCGUCUCGUCUGGGGGCACUGAGCUACGGAGCUGUGGGUCACUACCAGGUGGACCUGGGGGGGUCUGAGGGGGGAGACCAUCACCAUCGCUCCCAGAUGCCUGACCCCCAUCAGAGCCAGAGGGAGCAGGUGGGGUCGCCAACGCCAUCCCCCCACCCGGAGGUGGGAGAACGGAACUGCCUGUUGAUAAACGAGGAGGGGUACCUGCAGGACUCCAGUGUCUUGUACCCCGAACAUGGUGUGCCGGAGUUGGGUAGUAGAGCUGGCCACAGUGUGCUAACCUCCAUCCACUCUGGAAGCUCAGCCCACAACAACAACACAGAGAGCCUGUAUGGUGCUGCUGACAACUUUGGACACUCUUUAAACCUCAGAGAUCAUUCACAAGAACAGGUAAAAGGAGGAGGAGGAGGAGGAGGGGGGAGGUGUCAUGCCUGCAAUCAAUGCACCAAGACCUUCCCAGAUUCCGUUUCCCUGAAGGCCCACAAGCAGAAACACGAAAUGGGUAGAGGGUUGAGCACAGGGUCAGGGUCUGGACCUCCAUACUUGCGCACCCAGUGCGGUAAGAUCUUCACCCAGGCCUGCAACCUCAAGGUCCACCAGCGGGUCCACCAGGCAGAGGGACUCCACCUCUGCAGCCAAUGCGGCAAGGGCUUCACUUCCUUCUCUGACCUGAAGAGGCACAAGUGCAGCCAGAUGACAGACAAGCCCUACUGCUGCUCCAUCUGUGGGAACAAGUUCAAUCGGCUCUGGAACCUCAAGCUGCACCAGCGCAUUCACACACAGGAGAAACCUCACCGCUGCACUAUGUGUGACAAGCGCUUCACACGGGCAGACAAUUUGAAGGUGCACCAACGUAUCCACACUGGGGAGAGACCGUACUGCUGCGCUGUAUGUGGACUCCGCUUCAAACAACUGGACCAUCUGAAGUCGCACCAGCGCAAACACAGGCCGGAUCUCCUGAAAUGAAUUUGUUUAAAAAAUAUAUACAGUACUAUUCAAAACUUUUUGGACACACCUACUCAUUCAAGGGUUUUAUUUAUUUGUACUCUUUUCUACAUUGUAGAAUUAGAGUGAAGACAUCAGAACUAUGAAAUAACACAUAUGGAAUCAUUUAGUAACAAACCAGCUUCACCUGGAAUCUUUUACAGCAGUCUUGAAGGAGAUCCCACAUAUGCUGAGCAAUUAUUGGCUGGUUUUUCUUCAGUCUGCGGUCCAACUCAUCCCAAACCGUCUCAAUUGCGUUGACGUCAGGUAAUUGUGGAGGCCAGGUCAUCUGAUGCAGUACUCCAUCACUCUCCUUCUUGGUCAAAUAGCCCUUAGACAGCCUGGAGGUGUGUUGGAUGAUUAUCCUUUUGAAAAACAAACGAUAGUCCCA